Messenger RNA from Cydia splendana, 2041 nucleotides. RefSeq lists its product as uncharacterized. The transcript is spliced from 4 exons. The record is from RefSeq and is a predicted model, not a curated record. Bases 36 to 494 code for a protein of 152 amino acids. Gene Ontology annotation, biological process: mitochondrial respiratory chain complex I assembly. Gene Ontology annotation, cellular component: membrane; mitochondrion. Lineage: Eukaryota; Metazoa; Arthropoda; Insecta; Lepidoptera; Tortricidae.
AAUUAAGUAAUUUUUAAUUAAAUAGUGAGUUUGGAAUGUCUGGAGGGGAGUACCGCCAUGUGUGGCGUAUAGCCUUUACUAAUUUUCUUAAGUCAUUUAGACCGCGCCAAAUAAGAGGAAACGCAAUAGGGAAGGACUACAAAGGCAACAAUUACUUUGAGAUACCGGCAGAUCCCAGCCUGGGCAAGCGGAAGGCGACCCGCUGGUAUGAUCCGCCCAAAGGACUGGACUUCCGCGACCCCAUCCCUGCAGAGUGGGAGGCUUGGCUUAGGAUGAGGAGAGUGGAAGCACCAACGGAAGAAGAAAUAGCUAACAACCUAGCCGUAGCCAAGCUGAAACAAGAGAACGCGGCCAAGAUCGAAGCCCGGCGCCGCGCCGGCGGCGGCUCGCUCCCCACCCCGCCCGCGCGCGGCGCGGAGACCUACCCCAAGUACGCCGAGUUCCACACCGGACAUCCCGACGACCAUCCCGACGGGAAGAAUCAUUCAAACUAAAGUUAAAGACUUUUGAACGCCUUUUGUACAGAAUCGUCAUUCACGACGCCAAGAUCACUGGCACAUGCGAGCCCAUAUAAACCUUAAUGGAAAGUGUUAUACAGUGGUUAUACAUGUGAGUAUUCUUGGCACUGUGGGCACUCACAAAUACCUUAGGCGUUCUUGGCGUCCAAAAGGUUAAAUACAAAAUAUAGAUAAUAAAUAUGGUAGUACAGAUACAGUUACAAUUAUUGUUUAAAAACCUGAUGGUUCACCUGGUUGUUUUCUACGCGGUAUAACAGGUCCCUUAUAUUAUUGAGACUAUUCUCAAUUGGGUUUUAGAGGGCAUCAGGUAUUAGAUGUAUUCAUUACCUCAUCUCAGUGAACAUAUAAGUUAUACAAGAAGAUAUUGUUGUAGAUAUACAGCGUGACCUUAGCCAUUGGACAAACCCUGAAAUCCCACGUGGGGUUACUUCUAAGAAAUGCUCUAACGGUAAUAUUUUUUUUAUUAGCACAAAAGAUAAAAAAAAAAUUAUCAAACAAAAGUUAUUUCCCAUAAUCGACAACAAAAAGAAACAUACUGUAUUAAUCAUUGGCAGUGCUUUUGACAAUUUGUUUGAAAAUGUGCAGCAAUGAUGACAUUUGUCAAAAGUCAGAAUCUUAGUAAUGUCAUAAAUAAAAAAAAAAAUACGGUCGAAGAAGGUUUCAUACUAUUUAUUACCUCAGGAGCAAAGAAUAUAAUACUCACUAGGAGCUCAGGAGCUACUAACACAUACAGGUUGCUCCAAAGUAAAAAAAUCGUAAUUUGUUAAUUUCUUCGUAACCGCUACACCCAUUGUAAUGAUACUUUGUAUACUGGUUCUAAAUACCCUAAUGCAUACGUACAUUUCGGCUUUGUCCAAUGGCUAGGUACACCCUGUAUAUCUAUUUGAGCAAUAUAUAUAUAUGAGCUUUGGCUAUGAGUAUUUAUUGCAAUUUAGUUGAUCUUAAACUAUUACCAAUUUUUGCUAUCCAGAAUGAAAUUAGAAGUAAAUUCGGGCUUGUAUUUAAUGAGAUUAUCGCGUUAUGAUAUAAAUAUUGUACUUUAUUUUAUAUGAAAUAAAGUUCAUUUUAUUUUCAUGGUUCUGCAACAAUAUAUGUCAGUUUAAUAUUCGUAAUUCUAGAUGCCACUGUACAGUCAGCAGCAGAAGUAGCAGAUCAGACUACGCGUCAAAAGUAUCUAACGUUCUCUAAUAACUUACCUAAAAUAAAGUAUUAGAACAGAUACUUUAGAACGCGAACUAUAGGUACCUAAGGCUUUCCAAGGUGGCAGAUAUUUGUGACGCGUUGUUGUUUCAUCCGCUACUGUUGAUGCGGGCUGCACGUGUUCACUCAGUGGCAGUAUUUCUCUCAAUAAGAUAGUGUCUAGAUAAUUUUGAAUACCUCGCCCGUUUAGUUAGUUCUGCAGUAGCCUGUAGGUAGGUAUGUGUAAAGUUAAUAGCUUAAAGUUGUAGUGUAAAUAGAAAAUAGACAAAAAUUAUGUGUUAUUAGAAGUACAUAUUAGAACAAAUUAAAUUAUUUUCAGAAAA